Molecule: messenger RNA, 757 nt
Organism: Hibiscus syriacus
Lineage: Eukaryota; Viridiplantae; Streptophyta; Magnoliopsida; Malvales; Malvaceae
Product: DCN1-like protein
Exons: 8
Coding region: 11-574 (187 amino acids)
Biological process (GO): positive regulation of ubiquitin-protein transferase activity; protein neddylation
Cellular component (GO): ubiquitin ligase complex
Molecular function (GO): ubiquitin-like protein binding; cullin family protein binding; ubiquitin conjugating enzyme binding
Source: RefSeq, a predicted model, not a curated record
UGACACAGAUAUGAUACUGGCUGAUGGUAUUACUCUUCUAUGCAGUGACCUCCAGGUGGAUCCCCAAGAUAUUGUUAUGGUAGUUGUUUCAUGGCACAUGAAGGCUUCUACCAUGUGUGAAUAUUCCAAAGAAGAGUUUUUCACUGGUUUGAAGGCACUAGGGAUAGAUUCAUUGGAGAAGUUUCUUGAGAGGAUACCAUUUAUGCGCUCUGAGCUGAAAGAUGAGCAAAAGUUUCGUGAGAUAUAUAACUUUGCAUUUGGCUGGGCAAAAGAAAAGGGUCAGAAAUCUUUGGCAUUGGAUACUGCAAUUGGUAUGUGGCAAUUGCUCUUUGCUGAGAUGCAGUGGCCAUUGGUUGACCAUUGGUGCCAGUUUUUACAGGCCCGACAUAAGAAAGCGAUCUCUGAGGACACGUGGUCUCAACUUUUGGAGUUUGCUAGAACGAUAGACUCUGCACUAUCAAAUUACGAUGCCGAAGGUUCAUGGUCCUAUCUUAUAGAUGAAUUUGUAGAAUACUUGAACGAGAAUGGCAUCAUUCAAGAUGGUGACUCUAGUCAUUCGACCCAAAAACUAUAAAAGGACUGAUGGGCGAUAGUAUCAUUGUGUGGAAUUUGUGGAAGUGCUUGAUCUUUCUGGAAAAUAAGAUGCAAAAUACCUUGUGUUGUGACAAUUGGUACACAAUGCAUUUUUUUAGUUUGACGAGGACUGUUAGCAUCGUUUUUUGCAUUUUUUUGGUUUGAUCAUUGUGCUUCUAUUUUU